UUUUAGUAAAUAACGCGUUUGAUGUCGCUUGUUCGUAAGGCUAACACUACUCCAUUUUGAAUCAUGUUCUGUGUUGCUUCAAAGUUGUAUAAUCUGAUAUAGGUUUUAUGUGAACUUAAUUAAUUAAAUAUUUUCUAAGCAGACAUUGUUGCCUACAUCAUAUAGGCAAACUCAUAAAUAUGUCGGAAACGUUAGAAUUACGUAAAAUUUGUGAUUUGAAGGUACCUGAAUUGCGUUCGGAGCUUGAAAAACGUGAUUUGGACAAAACGGGAGUAAAAGCAAUACUUUUAGAACGUUUGCAAAAGGCACUUAUUGAUGAAGGAGAAAAUCCAGAAAAUUAUGUAUUUGAUAAAUAUGAAUCAUUGAUAUCAGAGAAAAAAUUAUCUCCUGUCACUAAAAAAAAAGAAACCAAAUCAGUAACUCCUACAAAAACUGUAAAGACCAAUGUUGUUGGAAAGAAACCGGGUCCUAAAUCUACUAUAGAUGAAGAUAAUAUACAAGAUGAAGAAUUAGAUCAUGAAGUUGAUGAAGAGGAAAUCAAAGGCAGUACUGAAAAUUUUAAUGAAAUUAAUGACACUGAAAAAUCUAUUCCAGAAAAUAAUAAAGAUGACAAUAAUGAAGAUUCUAUAAAUUUGACGAUUGGAGAAGAUGAUAUUAAAUUAUUUGCUGAUGAGGAAGAUACAAAUAUUGAAAAAGAGGACGAAGUGAUCGAGAACUGUUCCAAAGAAGAAACGUCAUUGAUCAAACAACGUGAAUCUCGUCAUCCUGUUAUUGCUAAUAGCAGUAGAUCAUCAACUGGGUCAGUCAAAAGCCGCCGGAGUACAACUGAGAAACGAUCAUCUGUUGGGGAUAAACCACGCAGUAUCCACAAAGAUGACAAGGACAACAGCAAUGCAAAACCCAUCAUCAGUGUCAGUGUACCCAAAGAUGAGAAGAAAGAAGAGGAGAAACAAGUUAAAGAUAAAGUGGAACCUGGCACUAAGCAGAGUACUGAUUCUAAGUCCCCACAAGUACCAAAUGAUACUUCAAAAAAAAAUAAUACAUCUUUGGUACGUAACAUCUGGGUUAGUGGUUUAUCAUCAAUUACUAAAGCUACUGAUUUGAAGCAACUAUUUUCAAAAUACGGAAAGGUUGUUGGAGCUAAAGUUGUAACAAAUGCAAAAACUCCAGGAGCUCGUUGUUAUGGAUUUGUUACACUAUCUUCAGCCGAAGAUGCUAAUCGUAGUAUUGAAAAUUUACAUAAGACCGAACUUCAUGGAAGAGUUAUAAGUGUUGAACGAGCUAAGCGUGAUAAUGGUUAUCAACAGACAACAAAAAGUACUGAUGUAUCUAAAAUUAGUGAAAAUUCAGAAGCUGAACGUAAAAAUAAAAAGCCGGAAGAAAAAAAAGAUAAACGAGAGGAGAAAAGAGAAAAGAGACCAGAAAUUACAAUUAAUGAUGAUAAAAAACCAGAUGUGCCAAAGGACCAAAAACGAUCAUUAUCUAAAGAUCAAUGCCUAGAAACAAAGCGUUCAAAAAUUGUUAUUGAAAGAGAUGAUCGUAGAAAAGAUAGAAGUAUUAAAAGUAAAAGUAAUGAACGUGAUAGAGAACGGCUAAGAGAAUUAGAACGUGAACGAGAGCGUUUAGAAAGAGAGAAGAGAAGACAGCAAGAGAUAUUAAACUUCACAAAAAUGAAAACUGAACGAGAAAGACAAAAACAAAAAGAACAAGAAAGAGCAAUGAGAGAAGAAGAACGUAAGAGACGUAUUGAAAAAGAACGUCAAUUAGAAAUAGAAAGAAAACAAAAAGAAGAAGCUUUUCGUCUAGAAAAGGAAAGACAAAAACUUAGAAUUGAACGUGAACGAAUCGAAAAAGAAAAGGCUGAAUUAUUACGUUUGGAACGUGAAAAUCAAAGAUUAGAACGAGAAAGAUUGCAAAGAGAAAAGGAAGAAUUGCGUAGAGCACAAGAAAAGCUUGAAGAAACAAAACGCCAGGCAGUGCUUAAACGUGCCAUGCCUCCUUCUCCACCGCCUAGUAAAAGACAUUCAUCAAAUUCAUCCCGUUAUGAUGAAAGAAAAGAACCAGUUCGUAGUUCUCGUGUACAGUCUAGUACAGACUAUAUAAGCCAAGCAGCUCCACCUCCUCCUAAUAUAACUUCAUCUAGACACCGUUAUGAACAGCAUUCAUCAGAUUCUCGCCGUUCUAGACCAUCACCUCCCCCUCCUCCUCCUCCUGCUUCAAGACCUAAGGAUUCUACUGUUAGCAUGAGGUAUGGUGCUCCGCCAGCAACAGAUCACCAUUACAGGAGUCGUGAUGAUCGGUCUGAUCGAAGAGAAGAUUCUCGUAGAAAAGAGUCAUCAAACAGUGGUAGUAGUAGUCUACAUGCUCAUUCAUCAUAUGAUUCAAAUAAAAGUUCAUAUGGAAUGUCAUCCCGUAACAGUGAAAGCAAUUCAUGGUCAUCAGCAGCUGUGAAAAACUCUUAUAAUUCACUUGGAUCAAACUCUGGAUCUAGUAGUAUGGUAUUGAAUACAAGACCAGAUCCAUGGUCAAAUAGUAGUAGUCGUGAAAUAGAAACAAAUGUGUGGCAACGUCCUCCUCAACCACCAUCUGAUAACAGGUGGAAUAGUACUUCAAGUAAUCCUUCUUCUAUGUCAAUUAGUGGACGUAGUUCAAGUAGUAAUCCAUUGUAUGUUAAUAAUCAUCAAGUAAUACCAAACAUGGGAUUAAAUAUGUCUUCAAACUACUCAAGUGAUAAUAGAUUUGAUAGUUACAAAAUGAGCGGUAUGUCACGCAAAUAUUAGAUAUUCUCAUUUAAUCAGAAACUUUUGAUUAAUAAUAAUGUGAAUACUAAAUACUGAGCACAACACAUUCCUUUGUCAUUGUGCCCUCAAACAUAAUUUAAAUAUAUAUAUAAACUAUAUAUAUAUUUAAAUAUAUAAACAAAUAAUGAGUAUCUGUAUUAAU
This is a messenger RNA of Sipha flava (yellow sugarcane aphid), 2943 nucleotides long. RefSeq names its product SAFB-like transcription modulator. The transcript has 17 exons. Gene Ontology annotation, molecular function: RNA binding; sequence-specific DNA binding. Lineage: Eukaryota; Metazoa; Arthropoda; Insecta; Hemiptera; Aphididae. Bases 180 to 2780 code for a protein of 866 amino acids. Gene Ontology annotation, cellular component: nucleus. Gene Ontology annotation, biological process: regulation of transcription by RNA polymerase II; regulation of mRNA processing. The record is from RefSeq and is a predicted model, not a curated record.